Molecule: messenger RNA, 3253 nt
Organism: Podarcis muralis (Common wall lizard)
Lineage: Eukaryota; Metazoa; Chordata; Lepidosauria; Squamata; Lacertidae
Source: RefSeq, a predicted model, not a curated record
AUUUGGCUACAGAACACACUGGGAGUUCCAUAAAUUCUCUACUGUAUAAACAGAAAAUAUCUGCAUGACCAUACUUGCACACACAUUGCAGGGAGUGUAAUAGGAGCAACUUUAAAUAAAAAACAACAGCAUUUAUUUCAUACUCAAAAACGUCUGAGCCAGAAUAAGUGGCAUUUAUCCUGUUGCAAGAAAAUGGGAGAAAACCAGAAGCAAUGGAGCUGUAAAGAGACAAUCUUGUUGCAAUGCCUCAUAUUGAUGUUCAUUUUGAAGACAGUUUCUGCACAACUUCAUUAUUCCAUUCCAGAGGAGAUGCAGAAAGGCUCUUUUGUGGGAAAAAUUGCAAAGGAUCUAGGAAUGGAUGGAAAUAAUCUUUCAAACCGUGAGCUCCGGAUUCUUACCAGAACAGGUAUGAUUCAGUAUUUUGCUUUGAACUACAACAGUGGUCAUUUACAAACCACUGACAGAAUUGACAGAGAAGAAAUUUGUGCAUGGGCAGAGAAGUGCAAACUAAAUUUUCAGGUUAUUGUUGAGAGUAAAAGAAAACUUUAUGGAGUUGAAGUGGAAAUUACUGAUAUAAACGAUAAUGCUCCCCACUUUCCUCCAGGACAACUGGAGGUGAAAAUUAAUGAAAUAUCUAUAAAAGGGUCUCGGUUUCCUCUGCCUGAGGCUACUGAUCCAGAUCUGGGGAUAAAUUCUGUUCAGAAUUACCAACUCACAGGCAGCGUGUAUUUUUCUCUGGAUGUUCAAACAGGAGAAAAUGGUCCCAAACAUGCUGAGCUGGUGCUGGAAAAACCUUUGGACAGAGAGGAACAGUCAGUUUAUGAUCUAAUUCUUACGGCUAUGGAUGGGGGUGAUCCUGUCAGGACUGGCACUGCUCAAAUUCAAGUCAUUGUUUUAGAUGCAAAUGACAACGCACCAAUUUUUAGCCAACCAGUCUAUGAAAUCAGCAUUGAGGAGAACAUUCCCAAAGGGUCCAUAGUCUGUGCAGUCAAAGCCACUGAUCUGGAUGAAGGAAUCAACGGAGAGGUGAAAUACUCCUUCAAAAAAACCACAAAAAAGGAUUCACAAAUGUUUCUUUUAAAUUCAACAACUGGCAUAAUAACCCUCAUGGGAAACUUGGACUUUGAGACAUCAUCCUUCUAUGAAUUUGAGGUGCAAGCUGAAGACUUUGGAGGACUGUUUGACAGAGCAAAGGUUGAGAUCAUGGUCACAGAUCUGAAUGACAAUGCGCCAGAAUUAACUGUGACCUUUCUGACCAACUCCAUUCAUGAGAACUCAUCAACCGGAACAGUUAUUGCUAUUAUAAAUGUAGAAGAUCAAGAUUCUGGAAUCAAUAGUGAGGUCACAUGCACAAUUCCCAGAAACCUCCCGUUUCAGCUAAAACAAUCCAUAGACAACUUUUAUAGUUUGGUGACAGAUGGCCCCCUUGACAGAGAACAAGUGGCAAACUACAACAUCACCAUCACAGUAACUGAUCAUGGAAUGCCUUCUCUUUCUACAACCACCAUCAUAGCUCUGCACAUUUUAGACACAAAUGAUAACCCACCUCACUUUGCAAGAUCAGAUUACAAGUCAUUUUUCAUGGAAAAUAAUCAGAGAGGAGCAUCCAUAUUUUCUCUAAAUGCAAAUGAUCCAGACUGGGAAGAGAACUCCAGAAUAACUUAUUCCAUCAUAGAAAGUCAAGUGACUGGCUCACCUCUCUCCUCAUACCUCUCCAUUAACUCAGAGACAGGGGUCAUCUAUGCUCUGUGUUCUUUUGACUAUGAAGAGAUCAGGGAGAUUAAGUUCCAUGUCAAGGCUCAGGACGGAGGUUCUCCACCACUCAGCUCCAAUGUCUCAGUGACUCUCUUCAUCCUGGACCAGAAUGACAACGCUCCCCAAAUCCUGUACCCAUCCCUUCCCACUGACGGCUCCACGGGGAUAGAGCUGGCCCCUCGCUCCUCAGAGCCAGGCUACCUGGUCACUAAGGUGGUGGCCGUGGAUGCGGACUCUGGCCAGAAUGCCUGGCUCUCCUACCAGCUGAUCAAGGCCACCGAGCCAGGGCUCUUCACUCUGGGGCUCCACACGGGAGAGAUCAGGACGGCCCGCUUCUUUCUGGAGAAAGAUGCCCUCAAGCAAAGCCUGGUGGUUUUGGUCAAGGACAAUGGGCAGCCUCCAAUGUCGGCAUCAGUCACUGUCACUGUGGUCUUGGCUGACAGCAUCCCUGACAUGCUGACUGAUCUGAGCAGUGUCCCAGUAUCUGAAGACCCACAGUCAGAUCUCACCUUCUACUUGGUGACUGCAGUGGCUUUUGUCUCCUGCUUGUUCCUCGCCUUCCUCCUUGCGUUACUGGCACUCAAACUUCGCAGGUGGAAAAAUUCUCAGCUGUCUGAUAAUGCAAGUUUGAAUUUCAGUGGUGCACCAGUUUCACAGUUUGUGGGGAUUGACGGAGUCCGGGCAUUUCUUCAGUCUUAUUGUCACGAGGUUUCACUGACUUCAGGCUCUCGGAAAAGUCAGAUUCUUUUUCCAAUUGGAAGCUGCACCAAUACUCUGACACCACAACAGGCCUAGGAGGUAAAGGAUCCUAUUUUUGCUACUGGGGAUUUAGAUCGGAACAAUGGAAAUGAAAUCAGAGACCAGGUGUGCUAACUUUUUCUUCUAAUUGUAAAUGUAGUUACAAAUCUUGACAGAUAAAUUUUCCAUUUAUCUCUUUUCUUGACCCUUUUCAAAGCAAUUAGACAUGUUGGCAAUUAUUUUAUUCCACUUAUAGCUAGUAUCUUAUUUUACUAGUGGGGAAAUCUUUAUUGGUUUCAAUCUGUCUUUUCUUAAACCACUGGGGCUUACGUGACAGUAAGGAUUUUAUAUUUGAAAUUUAUUGUGGUUUGGCUCUGUGCAGGAUAUUUGACAAACUACCUACACAAACCAGCCUGCCCACUGUAUUUAUUUCUCAUCAUAGGCCUUGCUCUGUGUUCUGUUGGGUUGCCAUAUAUCCAGAAUUUCCCAGACAUAUCCAAAAUUUGACAGCAUCAUCUGGGCAGAAAUCAGAAAAAUGUUGGGGAAAAUCCAGGCGUAUGGCAGCCCAUGUUGGCAGUUGCGAUCUUGCCCAACAAUUUUUCUGUCCGGAUUUUCACUGUUUGAAACAUGGCAACUGAAGGGCUGAUUGCCUGAGACACAAGCCAGAAGGCACAGUGGGUGGUCUUCUCACUUUGGUGAGUGGCAAGGAGGGGAAAAGAGGGGGAAAGAAGGUAGCAGAAAGAGGGGGGAAAGGGGUGGC